AUGCCCGAUGACUCCCGUUCCCAGAAAAUGGGCCUGCUGGGUGCCAUUUCGUAUAUUGUCGGUAAUAUUGUUGGAUCGGGAAUUUUCAUCACACCGACUUCGAUUAUUAAAAAUGUACACUCAGUCGGUCUCUCCUUAAUCAUCUGGAUCCUGGCGGCUCUUAUCUCAAUGCUUGGCUCAUUCUGCUACGUCGAACUCGGCACAUCAAUUCGCCUUUCCGGCGGAGACUUUGCAUACCUGUACCCAGUCGCCUUCGCCUUUAUGUGUAUUGGUUGUACUAUCAACUAUCCGGCGACACUUGCCGUCCAGGCGCAGACAUUUGCUGAAUAUGUCUUCCGGGGAGCUGGAGUGGAGCUGGAUUCAACUUCUGACUUCUGGGCAAAGAAGCUUCUUGGCUUCUCCCUAAUCAUGCUGCUCAUGUUUAUGAAUUUCUUCUCACUAAAAACUUUUGUUCAACGAUUUUCCAUCCUUGCCUCUAUCGCCAAAAUCGCUGCGACCCUUCUCAUCAUCGUCACCGGAUUCUAUUUUCUUAUAUUCAAAGAUUGGUCUCAAAAUCUCCAAGCCCCAUUCACCGGAUCCCAUUGGAGUCCCGGACCGUUUGUCACCGCGUUAUUCGCAGGACUUUUCUCUUAUGACGGUUGGGAUAUUCUGAAUUUUGGAGCCGAAGAAAUCGAGAAUCCAAAGAGAACUAUGCCACUGGCUAUUGUCAUCGGAAUGACGUGUAUCGCUGUGAUCUACGUGGCAGUGAAUAUCGCUUACAGUGUGGUCUUGUCGCCUGCUCAGAUGAUUGCCUCGGAUGCGGUGGCUAUAGAUUUCGCUCAGAAGACGUUGGGGACUGCUGCUUUUGUGAUGCCAGUGAUGGUGGCUAUCCUUUUGGUUGGAUCCUUGAAUAGUACAAUGUUCUCAGCUAGCAGAUACCUCCAAGCCGUGUCCCGCCAAGGCCACAUCCCAAGUGCCAUCUCUGGAAUCGCCCCGAACUGUGACUCUCCACGUGUCGCUCUACUGGUUCAUAUCCUUAUCUCAAUGGCGGUUUCGUUCAUGGGCGACCCGGACAAACUGAUCAACUACGUCGCGUUCGCCCAAUGGUCCCAACGUGCGUUCACCAUGUCGGCCCUCCUCUACCUCCGUAUCCGUGGCCGUCCACGUCAUCCAGACCGUAUCCAAUUGCCAAUCAUCAUGCCGAUUGUAUUCUUCUUUGUGUGUACUUCAAUGGUCGUUAUCAGUAUUAUUGAUGACUUUACGUCAUCUGCAGUGGGACUCGGAAUUCUGCUCGGUGGACUUAUCAUCUUCAUUAUUUUUAUCUGGGAUCGUGCGCUUCCAUCGAUUCACGCUUAUAAGAACGCCUCUCAUAGUAUUAAUGAAGAGACCACCAAAUUCAUGCAAAUUAUAUUCAAUGUAGUACCGGAACGAGUUGGAGACGAGGAGAUGAAGAAUGCUAUCGGUGGAGCAGAAGCAUCAGCUUCAGAGUCAGAAACAGAAAAUGAGAAAUCGGCGACCGAUAAGAUCUCACCGCUAGAAAACGGGUUGGACAAGUGCACACGCAUGUAA
This is a messenger RNA of Caenorhabditis remanei, 1548 nucleotides long. RefSeq lists its product as uncharacterized. Gene Ontology annotation, cellular component: membrane. The record is from RefSeq and is a predicted model, not a curated record. Gene Ontology annotation, molecular function: L-amino acid transmembrane transporter activity. The coding region runs from base 1 to 1548 and encodes 515 amino acids. The transcript is spliced from 7 exons. Gene Ontology annotation, biological process: amino acid transmembrane transport. Lineage: Eukaryota; Metazoa; Nematoda; Chromadorea; Rhabditida; Rhabditidae.